Molecule: messenger RNA, 156 nt
Organism: Entrophospora sp. SA101
Lineage: Eukaryota; Fungi; Glomeromycota; Glomeromycetes; Entrophosporales; Entrophosporaceae
Source: the annotation of a GenBank genome assembly
AUGGAUUAUUUAAUUGUAGUAAAAAAAAAAAAUAAUACUUUUGAUUCAUCUGGACUUGCAAGGCUUUCGGCAGCAGCUCUGAGUAGUUUAUCAGAUUUUAUUUGGUUCACUGGAGUCCUACAACCUGAAUUAUCGUCAAUUAUAUCUUCUACAUAA